Molecule: messenger RNA, 1319 nt
Organism: Salvelinus sp. IW2-2015
Lineage: Eukaryota; Metazoa; Chordata; Actinopteri; Salmoniformes; Salmonidae
Product: protein SAND-like
Biological process (GO): protein targeting to vacuole; vesicle-mediated transport
Cellular component (GO): Mon1-Ccz1 complex
Source: RefSeq, a predicted model, not a curated record
GCUCGGUCCUUCAUAGUUUGGAGACGUGUUUGGGGACUUGAAGCAGUAGGGAGUGGCUGGAGUGGAGAGUGRAAAGUAGCUCGCUGAUUAAGAUAUGGUCGCUGAUUUGCUCACCCUCACCCAGCUCAACCACAUCUUCCAUCACAAGCAGAACUACGACCUGGACCGCCUACUGACAGGCUCCGAGCAUCUCACGGACAACCUGCUGCGUCUGUUGGACCGUGACCCGGGCCUGCUCGUCAGCACUGUCACUUGCCUCCCCCUUGCCAGCUCCACCAGCGACUUGGUCUCCUCCAGCCUGCAGGCUGCCAAGACCAAGAACCUGGUCUUCUCCAUCCUCCUAGCUGGGGACUGCCUGGUCACCCUGGUACGCAAGAAGGACCAGUACCUGCACCAUAUGGACCUGCASCUGCUCUUCAACCUGGUGGCGUCAUCUUUCCACGAGGGUGAAGGCUGGACGCCCAUCUGCCACCCUAAGUUCAACACUGCUGGCUUCUUCCACACCCACAUCUCUUACCUGGAGCCGGCCUCUGACCUUUGCCUCAUCCUGGUGUCCGCCGACCGGGAGAACUUCUUUAACCUUUCUGAUUGCAAGCACCGCUUCCUGGAGCGGCUGAGCCAACGCACUGCCUACAAGGCCUUGAAGGAGGCGUUGAAGUGCCCCAGCUACUCUGUCAGCCAGGUCAGCAUCCCAGAGCUCAGGCACUUUCUGUACAAGUCCAAGACCUCUGGAAUCUACACAUGCCCUGAGCUGCCCCUGCUAUACCAAUCUGUAGAGGAGCAGGAGAGGCUGAUGGGAUUGUACCAGUACCUCCACAGCCGCUUGCACCACCCGACACGCCCCCUGCGCUCCAUCUACCGCUGUGGAGAGACUGAGAACCUGCUGGCCUGGGUGACAAGUGGCAUUGAGCUCUACCUCUGUUUCAGUCCCCUGGGAACCAAGGCCGUGGCCGUGGCUGCUGUUAAUGAGGGAGGACGACUGACCUAGCUACAGUACUAAGAAACCCUGGCCCUCUAAACCUGCUGCCUCGUGACGUUGAAGUCGGAUGGACACUAUUGUAGGUCAUGGAUGUAAUGCCAACAAAUUAUCAUGCAUCACUUUUGUGCAUAUGCAGUCUGUUUGCUCUUUGCAGAUUCUUCAGUCUAUGGUCAUCAGGGGGUAAAAUUAGGUAAUCACAAUGAGGGUAAAGCUAUGUUUUAUCAAACAUAAUUUCAUGAUUUUAAUUGGUGGUUGACCUAUGGGAAUUGAGAGAUAUCAAAUCAAAUGUAUUUAUAUAGCCCUUCUUACAUCAGCUGAUAUCUCAAAGUGCUGUACAGAA